UAUUCAUAUAGUGUAUAAUUAACGUGCCAUUUGUUCAAGUCAAUUUUUACCACUAUAUAUGGGAAGGUGCUCAAACACUAUUAAUCAUCAUUAACAUUCCCAUAACAUUUUUCAUAAACACUCUCUAUAUCUUGAAGAGCAUUCUAACAACCUAAGUGUUAGGGGGAGUCCGCUAGUAUUGGAAAAUGGGACGUUGGAUCAAACCAGAGGUGUAUCCUCUUAUGGCGGCUAUGAGUUUUGUCACCGGAAUGUGCAUUUUUCAGCUGACAAGGAAUGUCGUCCUCAAUCCUGAUGUCAGAAUAAACAAGGAUCAUCGUAAGAAAGGUGUUCUUGAUAACCAAGAGGAAGGAGAAAAUUACGCAGAGCACGGCUUCCGUAAGUUCCUGCGCACACGGCCCCCGGAAGUCAUGCCCGCCAUCAACCGCUUUUUCACCGGGAAAGAGUGAGCGGCCAACAAUUUUAGUUUGCACAGCCAUGAAAAGAGAGUGGAAUUUGAUUUAUCUGAAUUUUGUCUAGAUAGUUUAUAUGUGUGCGAAUUUCGUUUUCUGUUUCAUAGUGUAAUUGUUUUUUAAUUUAAGAGUGAACUACCUAUUUAGUAGUAUCUGGCUUUUGGGGUUGUAACACUAUAGAUCCAUGGUUAAAAAAACGUCAUACACCCCUAGCAUUCAAUCUAAUUACGAAUGAGAUUUUUUAGGUCUAAAA
This is a messenger RNA of Salvia splendens (bonfire salvia), 702 nucleotides long. RefSeq names its product B12D protein. NCBI's taxonomy places the organism in Eukaryota, Viridiplantae, Streptophyta, Magnoliopsida, Lamiales, Lamiaceae. The transcript is spliced from 3 exons. The coding region runs from base 186 to 446 and encodes 86 amino acids. The record is from RefSeq and is a predicted model, not a curated record.